UGUCCCCUUUCCCCUUUGGAAACCAUGGUUCACGGGAAUAGCAAUAAUUUUACAACCAGAUCUCUUGUGCCGCAGAUGUUCUUACUCCGUUGUGUUCUUUUUUCUUGGGGAGCGGCGUUCAAUAUCACUUCACUAAUAUCAACUUAAAGGACCUCGUUCCAGACCCAAUACACCACUUCGAAAUAACUACUAGCUAUCAACUAACGACCCGACCGGCACCGACGGCCGUCCAUGGAACUGAAUAAGUUGACGUUUCUGAUGACUCGUGUAAUUCAUAUUUAAGGAAAUAUGUGACUUUAAAUAAAAUAUACUGUUAUUUAAUGAGUUCCUGUCGUUUUAUAGAAAAGAAUUACUGGUGAAUUGCAGUGUGUCAGGUAUCAUAAUUCUUGAUAUACAAAUUAUGAACACUCGUAUUUUCUGAAGACUGAACGGUUGUGAAACACCUACUUAUUUGCACGCAUUGUCUUCGAUAUGAAAAAUGCCAAGUUCCCUUCUGUUUGCGAUUAACAAUGAGGGGCGUGUGUUUGGGCUCUCAACUAUUGGAACAAAGUGGAGAGAAUUUGUGUAUCUCGGUUUGGAAUUCAAACAUUUGUCUGCGGUUCCUCACUUUAUGUGGGCAGUUGGUGGGGACAGACAGGUAUAUGUUCAUGUCCACGGUCUUGAUAUUCCCAUCCGCAUCAAGGAAGAGGCGUACGAAAAUGAGCGCUGGCUUCCCUUGGAAGGAUUUAGUGGACGCCUUCUCCCAACUGACAGAUUUCAUUAUUCUAGUCAAGAUGGUACUCGUGAUCGCAGUCUAGAUAAGAUCCGAUUACCGUCUAUGGCAUGGCAAUGGGAAGUUGAUUGGCAUCUGGAAACAACACUUGAUGGAUUGGCAUUAGAUCACGAUGGUUGGACAUAUGCGGUGGAUUUUCCUGCUACAUUUCAUCAAAAGAAGCAGUGGAAAUCGUGUGUGAGGCGAAGGAAAUGGAUUCGGUACCGACGCUAUAGUGCUAUGAACUCAUGGUGUGCCAUAGCACCACUGCAUAAAGACCCUACUCAGGAACCAUUCAUUGGAGUAGCUGUGGGUGGCCAGAGUAUACCAGGUGGUAAUCCUAGCAAUCUUCUAGUAUGGGCAAUAACUGCCCAUGGUCGAGUGAUGUUUCGAACUGGAGUUAGCACCACUGCACCUGAAGGUUUAAGAUGGACUGCAAUACCAGUCCCAUCAGGUUGUGAAGUAAACCAGAUUAGUGUUGGUCCAACAGGUCUCGUUUGGGCUGUUCUGUGGAAUGGACGUGCAUUGGUCAGAGCAGGCGUUACCAGAGAAAGCCCUACAGGGGAGUUCUGGUUGGAAGUGGGUGCACCAGAGGAUUUGAAGUUGGCUCAUGUUUCUGUUGGGACAAAUGCAGUAUGGGCAGUUACUAGAGAUCAGCGUGUGUGGUUUCGUAAGGGUGUUCGAGGGGAGAGUGCAGGCAACAGUGAGGAGUUGGCACGAGGAUCUGGCUGGGUGGAGAUGGUUGGCAAUAUGGCUGUGGUGUCUGUAGCUGCAAAUGAUCAAGUUUUUGCUAUAGGCAGUGAAGAUAGGUGUUUAUACUUCCGAACAGGAGUACUGCCAUCAGAACUGACAGGAAAGCAGUGGCGUGCUAUACAUGCACCAACACAGCUGAGUCGUACGAGCAGCAAUGCUAGCCUCUGGUCUGCAAAUUAUAGGCAUAGUCUGUGUGGUGGGACUCCACGGGAGAAAAGAGUGCGUAGUUGGAGUUCUCUUGCAAGGAACAGCUGCUCUGGUGAUGCACAGAGCUUGAUACGAGAUUGGGAAGAAACAUCAAGAUCUGCACCAACACCAACAUCUCUUAGACUUCAGCCUUCUCUUUGGCAGAAGAGCAGUGAUGGUGCAUCUCUUACUCUGCAGAGGCCAAGCCACUCAGAAGACUCGGUCAGUGAGAGCAGUGGGGCAGGACAGCUGGAGAAGAGGAAUGAAGAGGACACACAGUCCAGUCAGAGCAGUAAUGAAAUGAUCAGUACUUCUGCUGUAAUCCAGGAGCACUCUGAAGGUGCUGUCGCAGAAAUUCAGCCAGUGUUUCUUGUAGGGAAGGGGGGUGAAGUGAAAAAGAAUCCUACAGUAUGGAGUCCCAUCCGAAGUGUGGGUUCAAUGGUGGGGAUGGAAGCUCAUCCGGAAUCUGACGGAAGUGUGUUUGAUCCUGUAUCUGGAGAUUCUGGAGUGUUUGGUGAAGAAGAGGAUGCAGAGGCCAUGUACUGGGCAGAUGGUGAUGUGGCCUGGUGUAUGGUGGAAGCCGGGGCUUGUGCUGUGGACCCAUUAUGUCUCCCCAGCUGGUUUGUUGAGGCACAUGUGGCUUCUGAAGUAGAAUUAUCUAAGCCUUGGAGGGUCAAAAUUUUGCAAGAACUGAAGAGACGGUUACCAGAAGAAGGGUCAGGCUUUGAAAAAUAUGAGAAAGCUGUUGAAAUGUCGUCAUGGGUAAAAACUGGCAAAGCCCGGUGCCAACUUAAAGAUUCAAACCAACAGUAUGAGGAUUGCACGCUUGAAUUGGAAUGGGUGGGCAGUGAGAAAGGCAGUUUGGACUCGGGGACACUCUCAAUACUAAGUCCAGAUAAGAACCAUACAAAGAUGCAGUUCAGCUUAUCAGAAAUCACAUGUGUUGUUUGCUGUAGUGAACCUUCCAAGCCUCGUAUUGCUAUUCAUACUCCUAAACUGACAAAGGGCUCAUCUCCUCUUAAACUGCAAUUCAGUGGUGACACUGACAUGGAAGACUGGAUGGCCAACCUCACUUCAGUGUGUUGCCAGAUGUUUGGUGUACAUGGACCACCAAGUCCAGGUUCGAUUUGGAUAACAACUGGUCUUGGAGAUGUAUUUGUCUUUGAUCCUGCCAUACUUGAGGCAAGCCAGUUAAGUGGUGAAAUGUAUGCUCAGGAAUUGGAUGUGGCAGGAAAAGAAACACCUUAUGAAGCUCAUCUUCAUAAUGGAUUUCCACCAGGAACGAUAUUAACGAUACAAGGUUGCGUCCAUGACAGUUGUGAUCGGUUUUCUAUCAAUUUGCAGUGUCCAUCUAUAUCCCAGCGACAUAAGAAUGAGACAGAUAUUAUAUUACAUUUUAAUCCACGCUUCCCAGAAUCAGUGACUGUUAGAAAUUCUUUGCUGAGUGGUGAAUGGGGAGCAGAGGAAAGGGAAGGUGAGAUGGUUUUCAAACAAGGAUCAGAAUUCAGCAUUAAUAUUUAUUGUGAGGAAGACGUGUUCAAGAUUUUUGUGGAUGGGAAUUUGUAUACUUACUAUACACAUCGUCAGAAACCUCACAGAAUUACUCAUGUUGGAAUAAAUGGUGAUGUAUCACUAAACAAAGUCAUCUAUCAAUCUAAAAUGGUUAUUGUACCACCAUCUGACAUGUUCUGGAGGCAGAUGGGUGGACACCUACGACGAGUUGAAGCAUGUUCUGCGGGUGUAACUUGGGGUAUUGGCUAUGAUAAUACAGCGUGGGUGUACACUGGUGGUUGGGGUGGAUCAUUUCUGAAAGGUCUAGAGACCAGCAGCUCAGGGAUCAAUCCCAUGACAGACACUCGCAGUUACUAUGUAUAUGAAAACCAGCGGUGGAAUCCCCUGACUGGUUACACAUCCCAUGGUUUGCCCACUGACAGGUACAUGUGGAGUGAUGUAACUGGCAAACACAAGCGGACCAGAGAAAAGACAAAGCUGCUAUCUAUGCAUUGGCAAUGGGUGUCAGAUUGGAGCAUUGACUACCAUACACCAGGUGGCGUGGAUAAGGAGGGUUGGCAAUAUGCCAUUGACUUCCCAGCCACAUACCAUGGUCAGAAGCACUUCACAGAUUAUGUGAGAAGGCGACGUUGGGUCAGGAAGGCUCAGCUUUCCACCAGUGGACCUUGGCAAGAGCUGGGGAGUACAAAACUAGUUGAUGUUUCACUUCAGAUGAGCAGCAAAGUUGAAAUAGACUCAUUGGUCGAUGUGUGGGCAGUUGCAGCCAAUGGUGAUGCACUGUACAGGAGAGGAGUCUCAGCUUUGUGUCCAGCUGGAACAUCAUGGGAACAUGUUCCAAGUGAUCAGACACUGGCCAGUAUCAGCUGUGGGCCAGACAGACAUGUGUGGGCUGUUGGCAGGAGUGGGUCUGCAUUCUGGAGAUUUGGAAUUACACCAUCAAAUCCAAUUGGUGAAGUGUGGGAGACAGUGGAACCACCUACUGGGAAAACAUUAAAGCAGAUAUCAGUUGGUUGUUUUGCUAUAUGGGGAUUGGAUUCUGCAGGUCAGCUGUGGGUACGACGGGAAGUUACACCCGUUUUUCCUGAAGGCACACAUUGGCAGGCCAUACCCACAAUUGCUAGUGACAUGGGAAACUAUGAUAAAAUUAGUAGCAGCAGCAGCAGUUCAUCCCAGAAUAACACAAUUGGAUUUCGUCAUGUGUCAGCUGGACAAGUCCAGGCUGAAAUCUGGGCUAUAACAGCAACAGGAGUUCUGUGUCGUCGUCAUGGGAUAACCCCUGAUAAUCCAGCAGGAACAGGGUGGUCACAUGGUAUUGGGCGCGAUGUCACGUGGCCAACUGAUGAAAUAGGCUUUCAGAAGCGUGACCUUUCCUCCCCUCUGGUCUUCUGUCACCAAGGCAGUUACAACAGUAACAGUCCAGGAACUUUCCGAUGCCACCUCGUAGUAUGAUAGGUAGAAACCAACAUUUUGGAAGAACCCACUGCUCCCAUCUUCAGGGUUGAAGAUGGAGACAGCAAGUCCCACUGGAAAGUUGACCCAUGUCCAACAAACUACAUGGUGUUACAUCUGAGAAGACUAAUAGGAAAUUAUAAGUGUGUAUAUGAUACAUCUCUGUAAAAAGAAUUCACAUUCCUGCCUCAAAUAAUUCAUUAUUUACCACUGUAACCUGGCAUUUUCAUUUACAGUCUUUCCCCCAGUCUCCAGAUUGUAUGAAUGUUGUGCAGACUUGGUAUUUUAUUGCAGGCUAAUUGGCAGCAUGUGAGUGCAAGAGGAUGCAACAUCAAGCCCCAGACUUGUACGUAGUGUGCGGAAUACUUCGCGUCUUCUUGAAGUAGUCUGUUACUGAGUCAUUUACAUUGUGUCACUGUAUUCUGGACGUUAUAACUAUAAAUGUAAUCCAAAUUUGAGAAGAUCUUUUGACAAAAUAUAAUUAGUAUAUACCAGGUGAUAGAUUAUCAUGACUAGUAAUUCCAUUCAUGCUUUUUAUUGUCCAUGUCACAUAGAAGCUUCAGAAAGACAUAAGCAAUCAUAAUAUUAGAGAGAGUGAGAUGAGGAAUGCGUAAAGGAUAUUGGUGGGAAGCCAGAAGGAAAGAGACCACAGGGAAGACCAAGGUGUAGUU
Messenger RNA from Cryptotermes secundus, 5322 nucleotides. RefSeq names its product tectonin beta-propeller repeat-containing protein (gene Pex23). The record is from RefSeq and is a predicted model, not a curated record. NCBI's taxonomy places the organism in Eukaryota, Metazoa, Arthropoda, Insecta, Blattodea, Kalotermitidae. The coding region runs from base 479 to 4651 and encodes 1390 amino acids. Gene Ontology annotation, cellular component: membrane. Gene Ontology annotation, molecular function: carbohydrate binding. The transcript is spliced from 23 exons.